Messenger RNA from Coregonus clupeaformis (lake whitefish), 3011 nucleotides. Its product is annotated as rho GTPase-activating protein 19. The transcript has 11 exons. Bases 61 to 1491 code for a protein of 476 amino acids. Gene Ontology annotation, biological process: signal transduction; regulation of small GTPase mediated signal transduction. Gene Ontology annotation, molecular function: GTPase activator activity. The record is from RefSeq and is a predicted model, not a curated record. Lineage: Eukaryota; Metazoa; Chordata; Actinopteri; Salmoniformes; Salmonidae. Gene Ontology annotation, cellular component: cytoplasm.
UGGUGGUAGUUUCAGCAUGAAAGGAGGCGGGGCAAGGAAUGUAACAGCGGAAGAUUCAAAAUGGACAUGGCGGCGGAAAACCCCCCCAACGAAAACAAACAAAACAGAAGCGGGACCGUGUGCAGUGUAGUGAUCUCUCAGGACCCUGCACCCCAGCCUGUCAUCUUCAACCCAGAUUUCUUAGUGGAGCGUCUGAGACAUGAGCGUCCCCAGGUGUUCACAGAGCUGGUCCUCAGUAACAUCACCAGGCUCAUAGACCUGCCCGGGGAUGAGUUUGCCCAGCUCACAGGAGAGGCAGACCCCAGACUGCCUACAGCACACACAGGCUUCCUACGCUCUCUCAACUUUCUGAAACGCAAAGACAAAGGAGUGGUGUUUGGUGCUACUCUGACGGAGGAGGGCAUAGCACAGAUCUACCAGCUGAUUGAAUACCUCAGCAAGAACCUCCAUGUGGAGGGGUUGUUCCGUGUGCCAGGCCACAGCCUGCGGCAGGCAGCCCUGAGAGAGAUGUUGAAUGCCGGGACAGAGAUAGACCUGGAGACCGGGGACUUCCAUCCUAAUGAUGCUGCCACCCUGCUUAAAGCCUUCCUAGGAGAGCUGCCCGAACCCCUACUCACACACAGACACUACCACGCCCAUCUGAAGAUAGCAGAGCUGACCCAGUUUGAUGAGAAGGGGAACAAGACUUCAGUACCAGAUAAGGAGCGUCAGAUCGAGGCCUUCCAGCUGCUGUUCAUGCUGCUUCCUCCAGCCAACCACAGUCUGCUCAAACUGCUCCUGGACCUGCUCUACCACACCGCUCGCAACCAGCACAACAACAAGAUGUCUGCCAUCAACCUGGCCACCAUGGUGGCUCCACACAUCAUCUGGCCCAAACAUGUGCGAGCCAGCGACCUCCAGGGGAACAUUAAGAAGCUAAACAACGCAGUGGCUUUCCUCAUCAAACACUCACAGAAACUCUUCAGGGCUCCUGCGUACGUCAAAGAACACGCCUGCAUGCAUUUUACAGGAUCAACCACCUCCCAGUUUACAGAUGGCCUGGCUCUGUGUGGUGGGGGUGCUCACCCCUCAACCUCUAAGAGGGCUGGUGGGGGUGUGAUGUAUACAGAUGGGACCACCACCAGUCACACACACACUGAGCUGGCCCUCAGAGAGCUUUACCAACAGGUCAGCAGCAUGCCUGAGUCUGCCAAGAAGAAGAAACUCAUCAGACAGUUUGCUAAGCAGGUCCCUGGGACGCCAGUGAGUGACCAACAGACCCUGCACUCGAAUAGGAAACAUCGUCGCUCGCGCUCCUUUGGAGGAAUCAUCAAGAGGAGAGCAUUAGGUACCCAGGGCCCAGUGGAGAAGGGUAGCAGCAGCACUAGCCUGGUGACUCCAGGACCCAGCAGCUCAGCGGACAGACAGGAGAUGGAGGACAUCAGCUUUGGAUGGGAUUCCUCGUCUCUUAAAAGGAUGUGCUUUUCGCCAACGCAGGAGACGUCUGUCUAGCAGUCAGCUCAGCUCACCCACAGAACAUUCUCCUCUCACUCUCAAAAACAUUUCUCUAACUUGGUUUUAAAAUGAAUCUUUUAACAAACAGGGAGACACCGAGAGAUAGUUAGUCAAGUCAUUUACAAGCCAAAUAAUGUGAUGUGUCUUAAAAGCAGUAGAACCAUGCUUGGCCAGUGAAUUCCUUUUAAUAUCUUCCUUGUUCUGUUUGGAAAGAGACGACACAACAAAUGUACACCUUUGUCGUUCAGGUCAAGUAAGAGUUAGAAUGACUAGAAAAACCAGUGAGAACCAAAUUAAACUCACAUUGUGUUUUACUUCUCUUAAAACUUUUGCAUGUGUUUUGAGUUAAUGUUACUACUGUGUAAAGCAUGCUAUGUGGACAAACAUUGUCUCAGGUAGGUAGAAGUAAGCUGGAUAUAGGAAGUUUGCGCUGGAUUGUAGCAAAUUACUGGAUGGUUAAAAAAGGAUGGUUAAAUUCCGAUUGACAACACGUUUAAGUUAAGCAAAGUGUUUUGAGUGCCUUCAAAUUAUAUUAGCAAAGUAGUAAAGUUGAGUUGUGAUGCAUUAUAUUUUAUAUAAUCUUUAUUUAAGCCUGUAAAUCCCAUUGAGAUAGUCUAAUGUAUUCCAGUUGGUGUAGCUGUGGAGGCAGUAGCAUCGUCAAUGUGGCUGUUUAUAAUGUGUUCAGACUUAGCAGAGCGAUGGGGAUGAGUGUGAAAGAAAGAUGGAGGGAGAAAUUAGUGAGAGUGAAGGCUUGGAACAUGGUAUGUAGGGCUAUGACUAGGGGUUUUCCUGGUCGGGUCACGUGUUAAGGAAAACCUAGUAGACGUCAAUGAGACCAACGGAGUAGGCGUAGCUAAUGCUCUAGUGUUAUUACAACUGGUGUGAACUCACUGUUUAUUCUUUAGCCACAGUCUUAAUCUGUCAACACUGUGAUUUUCUCUCUAUUUAAAUACUUUUUUAAAAAAUUUUUAUAACUUUUCUCUGAGACUACAACCAAAAUGUGUAUUAAUGGUCCGUUUUUUUUAAAUAUAUUCUUUUUUUUUAUCCACUUAUGUUUUAUGCAAUAUUUUAUGCAAUGUCCUUUUGAUUCUGUUACAAAAAAGUUUUGCUAUGCAAUCUGUGUUACAAUAUUUGUUAUUUCAUAUCGAACAUUUUUAUCCAUGGUUUAGCCCUAUCUGCAUUGGUUCUCUAUGUUUAUACCUAGUUUUCAGAUUUAGUCAGACAUUGAGCGCUGAAUCCUGACAAGAUUCAACCAUAUCUUCACACAAGUCCUCUACCAACAUGAAUUAUUUAUUUUUGUGGAAAUGUGAAUAUAUAUUUCUGUGUCAGCGGCAUUACCAUGUCAAACGAUUCUGUUCUACUGAUCUGACGAUUGAGCAUCAGAAUUCUGUCUGUUAAAUGUGAAUGUGCUACAUGCCACCGGGUCUGAGUAGCACCAUGUACAACAGCUUGUCUGUCAUUAUUGGCACUAAUGUGAAGCUAUGCAACAAACUGCCAUUAAAAGAUAAUGAAACAAA